UUUGUUCGUAACUUUUGCUUGGUUGUGGUUGGUGGUUGUCACAAGUAAGUUGUUGGUAACCAAGGUUGCCUGCCUUGGUUUGGUGGUUACGGUACGGUACGUACCUACUGCAUACUGCAUAGGUAGGUAGUAGUCCCUGUCCCUAGGUUAGGGUGUACCUGGUAGGCUUAGGCUUAGGCUUAGGCUUAGGCUUCCCCCCCGCCCACCGCCGCCCACGGGCCAGGCACGGUCCAGGUACCGUCCGGGAGUCAGAAUCCUCUUUUUAAGAUAUACACGGCUUGUCCCUUUCUUCCCUUUCUCUCCCCUUUCUCUCUCCCCUUUCUCUUUCUUUCUUUCGCCUCGUCCACUCACAUAUAACGCUCUUUUUUUUUUUUCACUCCUCGGCCUCUUUCCAAAGCCAUCCACGCUCCUUAACGCCUUCGUGCCCGUCUUGUUUGAAAAGUCCUCUACUACGCUCGCUCUUUUUCUGACUCUCCUGGUCAUCUUGCCCGCUUCCCUCCUUUCGCGCCCAGCUAGAUAGUUAUAUCACUCCAGCUCCAGACAGUUAUCUCUCGCAAAAAAACGAACCACCUUUUCUCCGAUUAAACCGCCAGUCUCCCGUGCGCUCGCAAAGCUACUUACUCUCUUAGCGACCUCCCGUCCACCAUAAGACAUCCAAGAUCGUCGCAAGGCGCAUACCGAACAUCGAUAUCUGUAGAUCGAUCUUCCCUUCCCUCUUGCAUAGAAACAACAAAACAACCAAGACCACCCCGUCGCAUAUAUCCUACCUCCAUAUAUUUCCACUAUUGCAAUCGCUGCAAGAAGCCAAAGCCCCAACCAAACCCCAAAAAUGAAUAUCCUCACCUUCUUCUCCACGCUGCUCCUCCUGCUCGCGACCCAGCUCGUAGCCGCCCAAGAUGACAUGGUCACCUCCACAAGAACCACCACGAUCACCAACACUGUGACUGUGACCAUCAUCCGCUCCGUCGGCACUUCCACCACCGCGGAUUCUACCAUCACACCUACACCCACGCCAGCGGCCACCACCUCAGAUGUCUCCGACUCCUCGACGCCAAACUUUGCCGUUGCCGCGCCCACCGCGCUGCCAAUGCUGAUGGCUGGAGGUCUCGCCGUGGUCCUGGGCGUAGCUCUUUAGAUCUCUUGAAAGAAAAGAAAAGAAAAAAAGAAAAAAAAAUCCUAGCUCGGGAAAAUGAGCUGUAGAAGUGGGGAGUGCAGAAGUCAAGGGGAGAUGGGAAUGCGAUUGGCUUUUCAGGACAAGCAAAAAGAUGAGACAAACACGAUUGAUGGAUUGACUGACUGAUUUGAUUUGAUCGAUUGAAGCUUGAGAGUUUUUGGUGGAACUGCUGAUUUCUUCUUCUCUUGUAUACGAUAUGGAUGUUAUUUUUCUUUUUCUUUUCUUCUUCUUCGAGAGAUACCCGCCCUUAUUUUAUUUAUUUUUCUCACUAUAUCGUUGUUGUCAGGUACUGUAUAUGUGAAAGGCCCCCCCCAACGAGCAAAAAUCCAUAUACAUACAUAUAUCUUCACAUUUCGUCCUGUGUGCUCUUUGCCCAAUACAUAUUUUUAGCUUUUAAGCUUUUGAUUCCCCAAGUAUACCCCGUUUGAACUUCCACGGGCCUGCCUCCGUACUUGGAAUCGAAAAAUCCAAAGUCGCAUGCGACGGACGGACAAAUCAGUCAGCCCUUUUCAAAAUUCUAUGCGCACGAACGCGCCAGCGCAAUCAAUGCAUCUGAACUGCCACGCCACCGCUUUUAUUUAUCCUUCUUUCACUGCGAAAUAGCAGCCUCCGUCACCCAUUUCCCCCGUUUCGCUUCCCCAUCAACACUCCCCACAUCCCCCUUUUUGCUUUCUUUCUUAAAGACCUGGUCGCCUUUAUUUAAUUCUCACGUUUAUUUAUCCGCGGCAAAAUAAAAAGCCGGGGGGGCCACUUACUUCUUCUAAACCUCUUCUUACUUUCUUACGCUGUACUUCUUUGCUUCACCACUUUAUUCUCAACGAUAUUAUAACCCUUCUUCCCCCCCCUAUUUGAUUCCGUUUCCCUGCGAACUGAAUUAUUUGUUAAUACCCAAAAACACUUUGUUUUAUGGAUGAUGAUUGGACACCUUGCCUUGCCUUCCCUUCCUCCCCUCCCCUUUUUCCCCCUCACUCCGCACUUCAUAACCGGGGGAAGGGAAAAAAAAAAAAAAAAAAAAAAAAAAAAAAAACACCACAA
Blastomyces gilchristii SLH14081 is the source of this 2209-nucleotide messenger RNA. RefSeq lists its product as uncharacterized. The transcript has a single exon. The coding region runs from base 830 to 1135 and encodes 101 amino acids. Lineage: Eukaryota; Fungi; Ascomycota; Eurotiomycetes; Onygenales; Ajellomycetaceae. The record is from RefSeq and is a predicted model, not a curated record.